AUGCUGAACAAUAUUAUUUCCCGGGGCACUACAGCUCCAGAAGCCAUUGCGGUUGUUGACGGGUCUCGUUCUGUCUCUUAUGGCGAACUCGUAAACUCAGCCAAAACUAUUGCACAAUUCCUACAGGAACGCGGCGUCAAAUACGGCGAGGCUGUAGGGAUCUUGUUCGAUGUUGAUCAUCGUCAGGUUAUCGCGCAGUUAGCCAUUCUCGUGGCUGGUGCAACUUGUGUUCCAAUCUCCCCUACAGCGCCAUCUCAUCGUAUUGCAAGCAUGCUGAGCGAUUCCAAUGCGCAGUUCGUCAUUUGCGACGAGAAUUCGACCUUCUCUUCUGAGGGUAUCACUCUUCUCCAUCUCAGCGAUGGACUAGCCUCAGAAAUAUCCACCGAUGCAACGGCGUACCCUGGUUCCUCGUGGAGUGAAUCACAUCGUACGCACAUCCUGUUUACCUCUGGCUCAACUGGUAAACCUAAGGGUGUGCAGAUCAGCAGCUCUGCCAUUAUGCACCUGUCAACCAGUACCCCAGUAACACCAUUGUACCCCAAAGAUCGGGUGGCUGCUUUCAACGACCCUGGUUUUGAUCUCAGCCUUUUCGAAGUCUGGGUGACUCUGCUCAGCGGUGCCACUAUCGUCAUCAUUCCAAAGGUGGUAGUAGUUGAUUCUACCGUACUAAAGAGCUAUCUCGAACGUCACAGCAUCACCAUCAUGAUUAUGCCUGCUGCCCUUUUCCACAUCAUCGCCAAGUCAUCGCCCGACUCUUUUCAUAGUCUUCGACACCUUCUCACUGCAGUUGAUGUUGCCAAUAAGAUAGCCAUGCGCGCUGUUCUUGAGCACAGCCCUCCGCAGCAUCUUUGGAACACGUAUGGCCCGACUGAGUGCACCACCCUGGCGACUAUGCAAGAGGUAUAUGUGAAAGAGACACUUUGUGAUCGGAUUGGUAUUGGACAUUCUAUUGGCCAGAUGAAGAUUCUCCUCAUAGAUGAAUCUCACCAGGUCAUUCGCGAUACAGAGCAGCGGGGCGAGAUCUGCAUUGCUGGACCUCAACAAACACUCGGGUAUCUGAGUCAACAAACUCCCGAUGAGUCGAUAUUCAUCAAGUUCAGCACCCGAGUACUCAAUGGUGCUAUUGGGGACACGUACAAUGACUAUAGCGACCCUCACACUCGGUAUUACCGGACUGGCGACGUGGCCGAAUGGAGAGAUGACGGCGGCCUAGAUUUUAUCGGACGCAGAGACAACCAAUUGAAGCACGGGAGCUUUCGAGUGGAACUUGAAGAGAUUGAGAGAAAUCUCCUCGAAAGCGAACUUGUUCAAUCUGUCAUUGUCGUGAAUCGGCCAGCACCAGAUUCCGAUGGUGUUGCGGUUCUAGUCGCGUUUGUCGUGCCCUAUGACAAUGCCACUACCGAAGCACAAGAUCUGGUAUAUUUUGCCCGGAACACACUACCUCAUUACAUGGUUCCCGACAGGUUUGAAAUCGUUGAACAUCUUGCUGUGGACUCCACAGGCAAGAUUGAUCGUCGUGCCUUUUCCGAGGGCCUUGCUAAAGCGGGACCAACCACCCCCAGUUCGAUCCUCACGAAUGGGAAUGAUUCCGCUUCAUCAAGAAAGGCUACGCUGAAGUCUAUGUGGGAGUACAUUCUGGGAGUUUCGCCUAUCCAGGAUGAUGACGACUUCAUGGCUCUGGGCGCCACCUCACUCCAAAACGCUGCUCUUAUUGCUCGUAUUAAGAAGCAGUUCGGACGCCUCAUCUCCAUGCAUGACUUAUACUGCCAUUCGCGCUUUGCAAGCUUGCUUCAUUUCCUCGAGAGUGAUGCGAAGUCCAUCACUGCGCCUAACGAUGCGGAUAAAUGGAUCAAGGACGUCGACAUGGUGGAUGACAUCGAGGAGACGCCAAACUGGGAAGACCCAGACCAAGGUAAGAUAUUCUUGACUGGUGCGACUGGCUUCGUUGGUGCCUUUUUACUUGACGAGCUUCUGCGUCACCCAAAUGUCAAACAGGUGGCUUGCCUUGUUCGUCGCCUUCAAGCCAAUAUGCAGAAAUACGAUCUAUGGCCUGAUGACUUUGCUUUGACUACCAAGAUCAUGGUAUUGCCAGGGGAUGUCACGAGUCGAGAUCUCGGUCUUGGAUCGGCCAAGUUUGACUGGCUUGCCAAUUGGUCUAGCGCCAUCUUUCACCUCGCUGCCAAGAUCAAUUUCUGUGACUCUUAUCAUGAGCACUACGAUACCAACAUCCUUGGAACUCGCAACAUGCUCCGUCUUGCUGCACGAGGGCGACGGAAGACAUUUCACUACGUGUCUAGCAUCGAUACAUGGGGUCAGACAGGAUACUUUCUAGGCACCAAGAGGGUCCUUGGAGACGAACCUCUAGGUCCCCAUAUACAAGGUGUGAGAUUCGAUGUCGGUUAUUCCCAGAGCCAGUGGACGGCUGAGGGAAUGGUACGACGCAUGAGAGAUCGUGGCUUCCCAAUCGUUAUUUAUCGGCCCGGCUUCAUCAUUGGCCAUUCUGUCACGGGAGCGAGUAAUCCCAACGACCUUGUUUCGCGACUCAUUUCCAGCUGCAUCAAACUUGGUGCAUGGCUCAAGAUCGAUCUCGAUCCGGCUUAUGUUACAGUUGACUAUGUCGUCAAAGCCAUGCUACACAUCUCACGCUCAACAAAAAAUAUCGGGAGGUCAUAUUGCCUUGUCGCACCAAACAUUGAAGAUUCAGUGUCUGUGAACAAGACUUGCUCUCUUCUCUGUCAAGCUGGCUACAGAGUUGAACUCACAAACUACCCUAACUGGAUUACACAAUUAUCUGAAAAGAUACUUCCUGAUGAUCCUCUUGCGCCUGUCAUGCCACUGUUGGAAGAAAAGGUAUUGGGCAACUUUACAAGACUUGAGGUAAGCCAGCAUUCUCCGAUCUACGACUCGACAAAUGCUAUCAAGGCUCUUGCGGGUAGCGGUAUUCAUUAUGUGGCACUGAACCCAGAUAUAAUUAAGCGAUUUAUUGCAUUCUGGAACAAGAAGGGGUUUUACUCAGUUUAA
Fusarium proliferatum ET1 is the source of this 3021-nucleotide messenger RNA. RefSeq lists its product as uncharacterized. Lineage: Eukaryota; Fungi; Ascomycota; Sordariomycetes; Hypocreales; Nectriaceae. The transcript has a single exon. The coding region runs from base 1 to 3021 and encodes 1006 amino acids. The record is from RefSeq and is a predicted model, not a curated record.